CUUUUAAACCAAAAUGAUAAUAUAUCUAAUAAUCAAUAUUUAUUUAAGCGUUUGUUUAUGUGAUUUAAACGUGGUAUAUCAGUGGGACAAAAUAGAUUUGUCAAUUCAUGAAACGGAACAUUCUUAUAUUCCAGAAAACAAUCUUGUGCACAGAAUGAAAAUUUGGAACAACACAUUGUACAUGGCCAUACCCAGGUUUAAGCCAGGGGUUCUGGCCACGUUAUGCAAAAGUAACAGAGGUACUAUACAACCAUUUCCGUCUUUAAGUCUUCAAAGAGUUGGUAGUUGUUUUGGAAUGCAAAACAUCAAGGAAAUCGAAAUUGAUCAUUUAGGUCACUUAUGGAUGUUAGACGUGGGUAAGGUUUACGAUCUAGAAGAACCCGAUUACACCUGCGAUCCGAAAUUGCUUAUACUGGACAUAAACACGGGUAGAAUGAUACGAUCAGCGGUGAUACCGAGCAGCAUGUACACUAAUCAAAGUGUACUUAGUGGCAUCUCAAUCGAUUUGAAAUCACUUACGGUUAUAAUAGCUGAUAUAGGUCCCAAUUCUGGGUUUAUUGUUUAUAAUUAUGACCUAGGAUUUUUUCAAAAAUUUCAAUGUAAAUUAUUAUCCAGCGUUAAAGACUAUAACGAAGCACUUUUAACUAUAUCUCCAAUUGAUAAUAUGUUAUACUUCACCACCGUAGAAAUGGACAGUCUAUUUACAAUUCCAUUGAGUGUAUUCGAUGCGCCUUUCAUCAACGACAUAAGUCAUUACGUUAACAACCAAGGACUGAAAACAGAUACAUCGACUGCUAUGAUCAUGGAUACGACUGGGAACUUGUAUCUAGGUUUGACUAGGAAAGUAAUCGCCUGGAACACUUUGAAAAACAGUUUCGACGUCAAAGAUUUGUACAUACAAGAAGUGAGAUUCGAUUGGAUUUCAAGUUUCGCAUUUGAUUCAAAUGGAUACUUGUGGAUCACUACCUCGGCAUUCAGAGAUUUCCUAAAUGGGUCAAGUUCGAGGAGAAUGAAUAUUAAAAUAUUUAAAAGAUUUUGUGGUACAACAGCCUUCGCACUUCAACAUUUACAAACGUAUGUAAACAAUAACACACUACCAAAUAAUACCAACUCUGCCGAUUCUAAAAUUGCUACUUCUAUUUAUCUUUUAACUCUAAUUAUAUUAUUAAAAUAUAUAUCGUAG
Messenger RNA from Rhopalosiphum maidis (corn leaf aphid), 1183 nucleotides. Its product is annotated as major royal jelly protein 5-like. Bases 14 to 1183 code for a protein of 389 amino acids. The record is from RefSeq and is a predicted model, not a curated record. NCBI's taxonomy places the organism in Eukaryota, Metazoa, Arthropoda, Insecta, Hemiptera, Aphididae. The transcript has a single exon.